CGCGUGGCGCGUGUGGAAGAAGAUGGUGAUGCAAAGCUGCCCGGAGUCUCAGGGCUCUGGCCUGCAGAGUAACGCUGAGCACACUAAGCUCUACCACUCCGACGUGAUCACGCUCUUGCCGGAGGUGAAGCACAAUCCGUUCCAAGAAGACAUCAUCCGCUGCUUCUCAAAGUGCGGCUCGGACGGCCGGCGCUACUUCGGCUUCGACCAGUUCCUGGACCUGCUCCACGUGAUGAGUCCUAGGGCGCCGCAGGAUGUCAAGGCUCACUACGCCUUCAAACUUUAUGACGCCGACGAGGACGGGAGGCUGAGCAUGGACGACCUGGACCUGGUGAUCCGCAAGCUCACGGGCUCUGCGGACGAGGUCGACACCGACAAGGAGGAGACCGCGCACCUCUCCAGCGCCGACCGUCGGGAGCUCCUCGAGAAG
Molecule: messenger RNA, 430 nt
Organism: Hyalella azteca
Lineage: Eukaryota; Metazoa; Arthropoda; Malacostraca; Amphipoda; Hyalellidae
Product: calcium and integrin-binding protein 1-like
Exons: 3
Molecular function (GO): calcium ion binding
Source: RefSeq, a predicted model, not a curated record